This is a messenger RNA of Daldinia decipiens, 222 nucleotides long. RefSeq lists its product as uncharacterized. Lineage: Eukaryota; Fungi; Ascomycota; Sordariomycetes; Xylariales; Hypoxylaceae. Bases 1 to 222 code for a protein of 73 amino acids. The transcript has 2 exons. The record is from RefSeq and is a predicted model, not a curated record.
AUGUUUCUGAGCAAGUCUCUCCUAAUGACAUGUGCCAUUAUAUCAGCAGCAACGGCGCUUCCAUUCAAAGCAGCAAUCGUUGAGAGCUCUCUCGUUACUAGGUGGGAUGGGGCAGUCAAUGAACCUCCAGUUAUCGCCAAGCGGGAGGAAUUGGUAAACGAACCUCCGGUCAUUGCUAAGAGGGAGGAGGACAUAGUCAACGAACCCCCAAGCAUUGCUUAA